GGCAAGAAGUUACGGCGCCUAUCCAACAUUUUAGGUUGCCGUGACCCUGAAUAUGUUUCACCUUCGAGAUCCGGUUCAUCCGAAAGAAAUACUCUUGACGAUUCAGCUUCUUGGGGCGCUCGUAUGGAUGAUGGUGACAUUACCCAAAGAAAUACUCAGGAGGAUGAUGUUGACACUCCUCAGGCUGCGGACGACAUGAUGUUGAAGGCUUUCCAACGCUCCGCUUACAUGUUGAAGCCCAGGAAGGAAUUUAAGCGCUACUCACCGGAUGAUUAUGCGAAAGGGAAGAAUCCGGUGGCCGGGAGCUCUCGUUUGUCAAGGAUGAGAAGCAGGGAGGAUGAGGUUGAGGAUGACGAUGACGAUGAGUCCGAUGACCCGGAUCAAUUUGUGGUUGCGAGAAGGAAGAAGCUAGUAUCCAAGAGGGGACGAGGCCCCAAGUGAUUUGGAGUUGGUGUUGCACUUGUCGAGCUGAACUAUUUACUGUAGUCUUGAACUAUUUCGAGUUGUGAACCAUUUAGUUGUUGUUGCAGUUGUUGUGAACCAUUUAGUGCUGUCAAAAGAUCCUUAUUGCUGGAAAUAUAUUGCUUUAUUGCUGUCAAUAUAUUGAUUUAUUGCUGUUA
This is a messenger RNA of Hordeum vulgare subsp. vulgare (domesticated barley), 620 nucleotides long. RefSeq lists its product as uncharacterized. Lineage: Eukaryota; Viridiplantae; Streptophyta; Magnoliopsida; Poales; Poaceae. The record is from RefSeq and is a predicted model, not a curated record. Bases 124 to 441 code for a protein of 105 amino acids. The transcript has 2 exons.